AUGUCAGACCCAAACGAUCCCAAACCAAUUUCAAUUUUUGAAAGUCGUAUGCAGGUACGCCUUUACCAGUCCGAGAACGACGUACUGUUCCGUGUACUAGCACGAGGCCGAGGUGCCGACGCAGCCGAGGACGCCGCCGUGCUUCGCGAUUACUUCAAUUUGGAUACAACAAGGCUGUGUCACCUUGCGAUCGGAUGGGCGGCGAGCUGCAGCCGCUUCCGCGAAGUCAGUCCCCACUUUCCAGGCGCCCGCAUGCUGCGACAGGACCCCCUGGAGUGCUUGUUCCAGUUCAUCUGCUCGUCCAACAACCACAUUUCCAGGAUCCAUGGCAUGGUGGAACGCCUCUGUAGCAUGUACGGCACCCCACUAGAGCCAACCACGGCGCCAGCGACCCCUGGCGCUGCCGCUGUGGCGGCUGCCAGCGGUUCAGGUGCUUUGCGCCUCCUCCUCGCGAAUGGAGGCCAUGGCCCUUCCUGCUACCGUGCCCGCUUCAUCGUGGGGACGACUCGCGCUCUGUUGUCCAAGCCUGGCGGGGGACGUGCAUGGCUUCUGGGCCUCCGAGACGUGGCUCUAGGGGAGGCGGUGGAGGCCCUGACGGAUCUCCCUGGUAUCGGGCCUAAGGUCGCCGCCUGCAUCUGCCUCUUCUCCCUGGACAAGCACGAGGCCAUCCCCGUAGAUACCCACGUAUGGCAGAUUGCCGUACGGUACUACUGUCCGCAGCUGGCCGGCAAGAGCCUCACCAAGAAGGUGCACGGCGAAGUACAACAGGUCUUCGUUGAGCGGUUCGGGCCCUAUGCCGGAUGGCUCUCACACUUGGCCAGUCAACAGCACCGCCUGCCGGAGCACCUGCGGCAGGGGAAGAAGGCGGCGGCGCCUGGCGGGAAGCGCCGCGGUCGCGGUCAGCAGGGCAGGUCAUCGGGCGGGAAGCAGAACGGCCACGACGAAGAGUUGGAUGAUCAGGGCGAAUGUGAACGUAACAGCGAGGGUGGAAACAGCGGCGGUCGCGCCGCGGCGGAUGUUGCUGCUGGCGGCGGUGACGAGGACGACGACGACGACGACGAGGAUGAUGAAGAUGCGGAGGAUGGGCCUGGCAACAGGCGUGGUGGGGCUAGCGGUCGCCGAUACCAAGCGCGGAAGAAAGCAGCAGCAACAGCAGCAGUAACGGCGGAGCAGCCAGUAAUGAAAGCUUGCGAAGGUACUCGGGACGGAGGGUCCCGGGGCUUGAGGAAAGCUGCUGUGGCGGCAGCUUGUGCGGCAGAGCAGGAUGCGCCACAGGAGCCCCUGGUCGACGUGCCGGCCCGUGGCGGAGGAAGGCGGAGAGGGCCCGCCCGGCAGAGUCGCGCUGUGCCCUUGGAGCGAAAGACGGGACCGCAGAAGACGCUCCCGAAUGGGGGCGGUAGCGGUGGUGGUGGUGGUGGUGGUGAUGACGCUGGGCGCGUUUCGAUGAAAUCGCAGCCUGAGAAGGACGGCAUCCGUAAUGUUUGUUAUGACUUGUGCUUCAAACCAGAUGGAUCUCAAGUCGUUGCCGGCAUCGGCAAUCGCGUUCUGGUCUACGAUGCUGCGGACGGCGACUUGUUGCACGCGCUGAAAGGCCAUAAGGACUCUAUAUACUGCGUAGCGUAUGCCCAAAAUGGAAAGCGCUUCGCGUCAGGUGGCGCGGACAAAACGGUCAUCAUCUGGACCAGCAAGGCGGAGGGCAUCCUAAAAUACACCCACAACGACGCCAUUCAGUGCCUCUCAUACAACCCGGUCACCCAGCAACUGGCCAGCGCUACUGCAUCGGACGUGGGGCUCUGGUCUCCGGAGCAGAAAUCCGUAGCAAAACACAAGGUCGCGUCGCGCAUCUGCUCCAUAUCCUGGACCGCCGAUGGAGCCUACCUGGCGUUGGGGUGUUUCGACGGCGUCAUCAGCAUUCGCGACAAGGGCGGGAGUGAGAAGCACCGGAUUGAGACCGGGCCAUCGCCCGUGUGGAGCAUCUGCUGGAACCCCGUGGAGACCAACGUGCUGUGCGCGGGCUGCUUUGACGGCUUCCUGAAGUUCUACAUGAUGAGCGGGCAGCAGAAGAGCAAGGACCGCGAGCUGGCGUUUGACCCGCUGUGUGUGUCGUACUUCAGCAGCGGGGAGUACAUCACCGUCAGCGGAACGGACAAGACCGUGCACCUCUACACUCGCGACGGCACCUACCUGACCAAGAUUGCGGAGCGGGAUAGCUGGGUGUGGGCGGUGCGGCCGCGGCCGAAACACAACUUCGUGGCAGUGGGCACGGAGCUGGGCGGCAUUGCCAUGUUCCAGCUCAUCUUCUCCACCGUACACGGCCUCUACCAGGAUCGCUACGCCUACCGCGACCAGAUGACGGAUGUGAUCAUCCAACACCUCAUUACGGAGCAGAAGGUUCGCAUCAAGUGCAAGGACUACGUGAAGAAGAUUGCGGUGUACAAGGACAAGCUGGCGGUGCAGCUGCAGAACAAGGUGGUCAUUUACGAGCUGGCCAACGCGGACGACUUUGACAUGCACUACCAGUCCGCCACCAAGAUACAGCAGAAACUGGACUGCAACCUGCUGGUAGUCACCUCACACCACGUCAUUCUUUGCCAGGAGAAGAAGCUCCAGUUGUACAACUUUGACGGCGUCAAGGAGCGCGAGUGGGUGCUGGACAGCGUCAUCCGCUACAUCAAGGUCGUGGGCGGGCCGCCGAGGCGCGAGGGGCUCCUGGUGGGGCUCAAGAGCGGCGCCAUCCUCAAGAUCUUUGUGGACAACCCCUUCCCCAUCCCGCUCAUCAAGCACACCGCGUCCGUGCGCUGCCUGGACCUGUCCUCCUCGCGAAACAAGCUGGCUGUCGUGGAUGAGAACGCAAAGGUGCUGGUCUACAAUCUCAUCACCAAGGAGCUGGUGUUUGAGGAGAGCAACGCCAACUCGGUGGCCUGGAACAGCGAAUUUGAGGACAUGUUUUGCUACAGCGGCAAUGGCAUGCUGUCCAUCAAGACCGGCGACUUUCCGCUGCACCAGCAGAAGCUGCAGGGCUUCGUGGUGGGCUUCAAGGGCUCCAAGAUCUUCUGCUUGCAUUACGUGUCCAUGCAGACGAUCGAUGUGCCACAGUCGGCCUCCAUGUACCGCUAUCUGGAGCGCAAGGACUUUGAGUCGGCGUACCGUGUGGCGUGUCUGGGUGUCACGGAGGCGGACUGGAAGCAACUGGCGCUGGAGGCUCUGCAGGCGUUGAACCUGGAUGUGGCCCGCAAGGCCUUUAUCCGCAUCCGCGACGUGCGUUUCGUGGAGCUGGUGAACCGCACGGAAGCGGGUCGCAAGGGGGGUACCAGCGAGCAGCUGCUGCUGGCGGAGAUCAUGGCCUUCCAGGGCCGGUACCAGGAGGCGGCCAGGCUGUUCACGCAAGCUGGUUCGGUGGACAAAGCGAUGGAGAUGUUUUCUGACCUGCGCCAGUUCGAUGAGGCCAAGAAGUGGGCGGAGGAGUUUGCCGCCAGCGGCCGCGGCGACCAGCGCAGCGUACAGGAGCUCAUUAACCGGCAGGCGGAAUGGAGCGAGGAGGUCAAGAACUACGACGCCGCUGCGGAGAUGUACAUCAAGGCCAAGAAGUACGAUCGCGCCAUUGCCAUCCUGGCCAAGCACCAAUGGUGGGACAAGCUCAUCGGGGUGGUCAGGCAGCUGGACAAGACCGACGCGCGCUGUCUGGGCAUGUGUGCCGGGCACUUCCGCCGGGCGUCGAACUUUGCAUAUGCCAAGGAGACCUUGCUCAAGAUGGACGAUACCAAGGGCCUUAUCACGUUAUACGUGGAGGCUGAGAAGUGGGACGACGCGUUCCUCUUGCUGCACGCGCAUCCCGAGUGCCGCCAGGACGUCUACCUGCCGUACGCCAAGUGGCUCAGCAGCCAGGACAGGUUUGACGAGGCCCGCCUUGCUUACCAGGAGGGCGGCUUCCCCUCCCUCGCCACCCGCAUCCUGGAGCAGCUGUGCGGCAAUGCGGUGGUGGAGUCCAGGUUCUCAGACGCCGCCUUCUACUACUACCAGCUGGCGAUGGAGGCGCUCAAGAGCAUCAAGAACCCGCCGUCCGCCAUGUCGCCCUCGGAUCGCACCGCCCUGGAGCGCUUCACGGAGCUGUACGACCGCGCCGAGGUGUACUACGCGUACGACAUUGUGCACAAGAGCGUGCACUCGCCCUUCCGAACGACACACCCCGACACGCUGUUCAACGCCUCGCGCUUCCUGUUGAUGCGCACUUUGCCCCCCCGGGAGGUGCCUCUGGGGGUCAGUGUCGUCAACAUUGUGUACGUCAUGGCGAAGCAGGCUGUGGAGGCUGGUGCCUUCAAGCUGGCUCGCUUCGCCUACAACAAGCUGCAGACGCUGGUGCUCCCCGCGGCUUGGCAGGCGGAGGUGGACCUGGCCUCCGUGGUCAUCCGAUCAAAGCCGUUUUCCGACAAGGAGGACCUGCUGCCGGUGUGCUGGCGCUGCACCACCACCAACCCGCUGCUCAACACGCAGGGCGACUACUGCAUCAACUGCGGGGCGCCCUUCAUCAGGUCGUUUGUCACUUUCGAGCACCUGCCCGUCGUGGAGUUUGAGCUGGAGCCGGGCAUUGAGGAUGACGAUGCGCAGCGGCUGCUGGGAGAGGAUGCUGGGUUGGAGGCGGCAAGGCGGGAGCAGCGGGCUGCCCGGCAGGCUAAGGCUGCCGAGAUGGGUGGCAACGUGUUACGAUUGGACCAGGACGAAAUCAACCGCAUGGAUGACGCCUUUGCGGCUCAGAUGAUGGUGCCCAACACCACCAUCCGCGUAGAUCGGGCCAUGUUGCGCCGACUCAAGACCGCGGAGGUGAUGGUCCGCACCUGGCCCAACCCGGUCAUCCCCCGCCAGUACUUCCGCGUCAUGGACAGCGAGGUGCCGCUGUGCUGCGGGCCCUGCGGCCAUUUCUUCGAGCAGGACGAGUACGAGAUGGCCGCCCUGGAGCGCGGCUCGGCGCCUUUCAGCCGCACGACCGUGCGGCCCGAGGGCAUGGUGCCGGGCGAUGACGGCGACGACGACAGCCCCGCUCCCCCAACCGCUGGCGGCCUCGCGCCCACGAGCUCAGUCGACGUCUCCAUAAUCGACUUUUGCAUGGCGCUGAUAUGA
Molecule: messenger RNA, 5115 nt
Organism: Volvox carteri f. nagariensis
Lineage: Eukaryota; Viridiplantae; Chlorophyta; Chlorophyceae; Chlamydomonadales; Volvocaceae
Exons: 33
Coding region: 1-5115 (1704 amino acids)
Biological process (GO): intraciliary retrograde transport; protein localization to cilium; nucleotide-excision repair
Cellular component (GO): intraciliary transport particle A; non-motile cilium
Molecular function (GO): protein binding; oxidized purine nucleobase lesion DNA N-glycosylase activity; damaged DNA binding
Source: RefSeq, a predicted model, not a curated record